Paramecium primaurelia is the source of this 929-nucleotide messenger RNA. NCBI's taxonomy places the organism in Eukaryota, Ciliophora, Oligohymenophorea, Peniculida, Parameciidae. The record is from the annotation of a GenBank genome assembly.
AUGGAUGUAGUGGAUUAACUCGAUUAAAUGAAUCUGGAGAAUAUAUUUAAAUUUGUUCAUUCAUUAAUUAUAUAUGUAUUCCAUUAAUUGAUGAUUCUAUCGAUGCUUUUUUAAUUUUAACAAAGAUAUAAUAUUUAUAGGCUAACUUAAAAGCUUGUACAAAAGUAUAACUAAUAGAUAAUAUUGUAAAUUAUAGAUUAUGUUUCAAAUAAUCAAUUGAUCAUUGAUAAGAAAUGUAUAUAGAUUAAUGAUAAUAAUUAAUCAUGUAAUACUAUCAAUAAUCAUUUCAUAAACAAUUUAUAUAUCUAAAUCAUUGUUCUAGGGCAAAUGAUAUAAGUUACUAUGAUUAAUCAAUAGGAUGUAAAAUACCUAUUGAUGAUUUAGAAUGUGGUACUCCAGUAUUAUAUUAUUAGGAUGUAUUAAAAAUACUUAAAAUCUUAGAUGCGCAUUUUAUAAUAUAAAAUGUUAAUACUUACCAUAAAAUUAAUUUAUUUCAUAUUUUAAGUAUCUAAAUUAAUUUACAUGUUCUAAUUAUUAAUAUUUAUAAUGUAAUUGGAAUGGUACGAUGUGUGAUAUAUUUUAUGAUUAUAUUAUGGAAUAUGGUAGUGAUUAUACAUAUAUAUUAGAUGAGUAUAAUCAAUUUUUAGUUUCAGAUGGUUCUACUUGUAUUUAUGAAGAAGAAUAAAUAAACUUUUAAUUAUAUAAUUGUAAUAGUAAAUUAAAUUAAUUGCAUGUAUAUCAAUACCAGAUUAAUAUUGUUAAUUUAUUCAAAAUUAAUGUUCAUUUUAUUAAACUACAUUAUAUAAAAAUUCAAUCAUGUAAUUUAAAUAAUUCUAUUUAAUUUUAAAUGUGUAUUAAAAGAUGGAAAAUGUUUUCCUUUUUCAUAGAUUUAUUUAACUUUUGAUUACUUUGAAAAAAACAAAUCAUGA